This is a messenger RNA of Oncorhynchus kisutch (coho salmon), 5896 nucleotides long. Its product is annotated as gastrula zinc finger protein XlCGF26.1-like. Gene Ontology annotation, molecular function: DNA-binding transcription activator activity, RNA polymerase II-specific; RNA polymerase II cis-regulatory region sequence-specific DNA binding. Gene Ontology annotation, biological process: regulation of transcription by RNA polymerase II. Lineage: Eukaryota; Metazoa; Chordata; Actinopteri; Salmoniformes; Salmonidae. The transcript is spliced from 2 exons. The coding region runs from base 160 to 1500 and encodes 446 amino acids. The record is from RefSeq and is a predicted model, not a curated record. Gene Ontology annotation, cellular component: nucleus.
UUUAUUACUACAGACCGACUCAGAUUCAGUCUGAGGCCGGUAACAUCAACAGUGAAGACAAACCAAUCAUGUCACUCUCCUUCCACACUGAGUCCAAACCUACAGUCACUGGGUCCUGAUUGUGACAGUGGAGCCCAGUUUGCUCUGCAGGAUCCAGAGAUGGCAUCAGUGAAGCUGGAAGACUGCAGUCAAACACUGGAGCUGAAUGUCAACAUUAAAGAUGAAGAAGAAGAAGAGGAGGAGAACAUUAGGACAACUGUUAGUCAUGGAUACCAUGUUGAGACAUUCUCUACACUCAGAGAUCAACAGCAGGAAGAUCACAGAGCUAAGAGGUCUCAUCACUGCCCACAUUGUGAAGAGAUUUUCCCAUUUCUAUCAAAGCUAAAAAUACACCUAAAAAUACACACAGGAGAGAAGCCUUACUCCUGCUCUGACUGUGGGGUGAGUUUCUCUCGACUGGAUACCUUAAAAACACACCAACGUAUACAUACGGGAGAGAAGCCUUACUCCUGCUCUGACUGUGGGGAGAGAUUCUCUCAAAAGACGAACUUAAAAGCACACCAACAAAUACAUACAGGAGAGAAGCCUUACUCCUGCUCUGACUGUGGAAAAAGUUUCUCCCGAUCGGAUAACUUAAAAUCACAUGAACGUAUACAUACAGGAGAGAUGCCAUACUCCUGCUCUGACUGUGGAAAAUUCUUCAAAACAUCAACUGUGCUAACUGUUCAUCAGAAAGCACACACAAUAGAGAAGCCUUACUUCUGCUCUGACUGUGUAAAGUGCUUCAAAACAUCAACUGAGCUAAAAGUUCAUCAGAGAACACAUACAGGAGAAAAGCCUUACUCCUGUUCUGAAUGUGCAAAAUGCUUCAAAACAUCAACGGUGCUAAAACUUCACCAGAGAACACACACAGGAGAGAAGCCUUUCAUCUGCUCUGACUGUGGGGUGAGUUUCUCUCGACUGGAUACCUUAAAAACACACCAACGUAUCCAUACAGGAGAAAAGCCUUACUACUGCCCUGACUGUGGGGAGAGAUUCUCUCAAAAGACCAACUUAAAAGCACACCAACUAAUACAUACAGGAGAGAAGCCUUACUCCUGCUCUGAUUGUGGGAAAAGUUUCUCCCUAUCGGGUACCUUGAAAUCACAUGAACGUAUACAUACAGGAGAGAAACCUUACUACUGCUCUUUCUGUGGAAAACGUUUCACCCGAUCGGGUACCUUGAAAUCACAUGAACUUAUACAUACAGGAGAGAAGCCUUACUCCUGCUCUGACUGUAUAAAAUGCUUCAAAACAUCAACUGAGCUAAAAGUACAUCAGAGAACACACACAGGAGAGAAGCAUUACUACUGCUCUGACUGUGUAAAAUGCUUCAAAACAUCAACUGAGCUAAAAGUUCACCAGAGAACACACACAGGAGAGAAGCCUUACUUCUGCUCUGACUGUGGGAAGAGUUUCUCUCACCAGAGCAACUUAAAAACACACCAACGUAUACAUUAACUUCAUUUGGGUACCUGGGACGGUUGCGUCCCACCUGGUCAACAUCCGGUGAAAUUGCAGAGUGACAAAUUCAAAUUGAAUUACUAUAAAUAUUUACAUUUCAUGAAAUCACAAGUGUAAUACAUCAAAAUAAAGCUUAACUUGUUGUUAACCUGUUGCGUCGAGCCAUCCCGGAUCCGGGAUCGUGAAUACAGCCUCAAGCUCAUUACCAUAACGCAACGUUAACUAUUCAUGACAAUCGCAAAUGAAAUGAAAUUAAUAUGCUAGCUCUCAAGCUUAGCCUUUUGUUAACAACACUGUCAUCUCAGAUUUUCAAAAUAUGCUUCUCAACCAUUGCAAAAUAAGCAUUUGUGUAACUGCUAGCGCUGUUAGUGUAGCAUGCUAGCGUAGCAUUUAGCGUUAGCAUUAGCAGGCAACAUUUUUACAAAAACCAGAAAAUCAUUCAAAUAAUCAUUACCUUUUGAAGAACUUCAGAUGUUUUCAAUGAGGAGACUCUCAGUUAGAUAGCAAAUGCUCUGUUUUUCCUGAAAGAUGAUUUGUUUAGGAGAAAUUGCUCCGUUUGGUGCGUCACGUUUGGCUACCAAAAAAAAACGAAAAUUCAGUCUUCAAAACGUCAAACUUUUUUCCAAAUUAACUCCAUAAUAUCGACUGAAACAUGGCAAACGUUGUUUAGGACCAAUCCUCAAGGUGUUUUUCACAUAUCUCUUUAUGAUAUAUCAUUUGUUGAAAGCCUCCUCUCUCCUCUCAAUCACUGGAUGACCGCGUGCAGCUUGUAGAUUAUGCACGAAUUUACACAAAGGACACUGGGCGGACCCGUGGUAAAUGUAGUCUCUUAUGGCCAAUCUUCCAAUGAUAUGCCUACAAAUACGUCACAAUGCUGCAGACACCUUGGAGAAACGAUAGGAAGGGCAGGCUCAUUCCCGGCGCAUUCACAGCCAUAUAAGGAGACAAUAGAAAACAGAGCUUCGAAAAUUCUGCCCAUUUCCUGGGUAAAGUAUCAUCUUGGUUUCGCCUGUAACAUGAGUUCUGUGGCACCCACAGAUAAUAUCUUUGCAGUUCUGGAAACCUUAGAGUGUUUUCUUUCCAAAGCUGCCAAUUAUAUGCAUAGUCGAGCAUCUUUUAGUGACGAAAUAUUGCGCUUAAAACGGCAUGUUUUUUUAUUCAUAAAUUAAAAGAGCGCCCCCUAUAUCCAAGAAGUUAAUCUAGCCGCCAUGUCAGAUUUCAAAAAGGCUUUAAGGCGAAAGCAAACCAUGCAAUUAUCUGAGGACGGCGCUCAGCACACACAACAUUGCAUACAGUUACCAGCCAAGUAGACUAGUCACAAAAGUCAGAAAUAUCAUGAUCUUCAUAUGGUUGCACUCACAAGACUCCCAGUUACACAAUAAAUGUUCAUUUUUUUUCGAUAAAGUCCCUCUUUAUAUCUUGAAACCUCCAUUUUGUUGGCACAUUUUGUUCAGUAAUCCAAUGGCUCAAAUGCGGUCACAAGAGGCAGACAAAUUCCAAAUAGUAUCCGUAAAGUUUGUAGAAACAUGUAAAACAAUGUUUAUAAUCAAUCCUCAGGUUGUUUUUAGCCUAAAUAAUCAAUAAUAUUUCAACUGGCAACAGCGUCGUCAAUAUAAAAGGAAAACAAGAAAGGUGCACUCUGCAGGACCCAGCUCUGGGGACAUCCCACUAUCCACUGACUCAAUGUGGUCAUUCUCCCUCAUUUUUCAGAAUACAAGCCUGAAAUAAUGUCUAAAGACUGUUCAUAACUAGUGGAAGCCAUAGGGAACAGAAUCUGGGUCCGUUCCCUUUAAAUGGUGGUUAGGCUUUCAUUGGAAAAACAGCCAUUUCUAAAUAAUGGCACUUCCUCAAUGGAUUUUCCUCAUGUUUUUGCCUGCCUUUUCAGUUCUGUUAUUCUCACAGACAAUAUUUUAACAGUUUUUAGAAACUUUGGAGUGUUGUCUUUCCAAUUCUACUAAUUGUAUGCAUUUCCUAGCUUCUGGUCCUGAGUAGCAGGCAGUUUACUUUGGGAACGCUUUUAAUCCGGAGGGGAAAAUAGUGACCCCUACCCUAGUGAGGUCAAGGAGAAAAGCCUCAUCGGUUCUCUGACCAGCUAAGAAUAAAGUCACUCCAUCACUUAAUUCUUAUCUCAUAAAAGAAGUUGUAAUUGGAUCAAAUGAAGAAAGUGUAGAACACUGUAAUCCUAUUGGUUCUCACUGUGAGAGAACUGUGCAGAGGAAAGGGAGCGUUAUAGAAUGUUAGCCUCUCUUUACUUUACCAAUCAGUGUGCACCUUGUCAGUUUUGGUGUGUUUUGUUGGCUUCUACUGUAAAGAUUUGCACUUGGUGUUGAAUACCCUCUGUUGUUCUUCUCAUUUUGAAAACAAACACUAGUCUGCCAAUUGACUGGGUGGUACUGCUUCCCUCUCAGCCUGGUCUGACUCUGUCUGUAGGGAGAGUUUCAACUGGGUAGCUUAAAAACACACCAACGUUUACACGUAGGAGAGAAGCCUUACUCCUGCUCUGUGGAAGGGUGGGCGUGUAAAUUCAAACGUCAUGCCAAAGGCUGAGUGUUUGAAUCUCAUCAUGGAGGACUUUAGCAUUUUAGCUAAUUACCAACUUGGCAACUACUUACUACUUUUUAGCUAUUACUUAGCAUGUUAGCUACCCUUUCUCCUAAACCCAUUUAACUCUAUCUUAAACCCCUCACCCCUAACCUAGCUAACGUCAGCAACAAGAAAUUGGAAUUCGUAACAUAUCAUACAUAUUACAAGUUCGUAACAUAUUGUAUGAAUAGCAAUGCGUAAAAUAACAUACGAAUUGUAAUUCUUAACAUACGAUACGUCCUGCAAGUCGUAUUAUACUGAACAACAAUCUAAACGUAACAAUUUCAAGCCCAGGACCUCUUCACCUGCAGGAUUGUCUGAGGUGGUGGGGAGGAGGGGCUGAGUAGUAUUUAUAUCUGUAAUCAAGACCUUUUGAGGGGAAAAACUCAUUCUGAUUGGCCGGGCCUGGCUCCCAAGGGGGCCUAUGCCCUCCCAAGUCCCACCCAUGGCUGAGCCCCUGCCCAGUCAUGUGAAAUCCAUACUAAAUGGAGUGGCAUGGAUGUUUUUGUAAUAUAUAAUACGUUUUGCUCUGAGACCAGGUUGUCCCUCUGCAGUAUUCUGUGGGAAGGAGCUAGUGUACACUUUUUUCUUUGAACCUUUAUUAAACUAGGCAAGUCAGUUAAGAACAAAUUCUUAUUUACAAUGAUGGCCUAGGAAGAGUGGGUUAACUGCCUUGUUCAGAGGCAGAACAACAGAACAACAGAUUUUUACCUAGCUCGGGAUUCGAUUUAGCAACCUUCCGCCCCUAACAUGUAUCAGAUAGAGAUACGUGCUUCUACACCUGCAUUGCUUGCUGUUUGGGGUUUUAGGCUGGGUUUUUGUACAGCACUUUGAGAUAUCAGCUGAUGUACGAAGGGCUAUAUAAAUCAAUUUGAUUUGAUUUGAUAGAGAUGGUGUGAUGAUCACUUUUCACCACUAGUUUGGGGGGGGGGGGGUGUUUUACAACUUUAUUUAAUGAUACACAGUUUAUGCAAUGAAUAUGUGUGUUUAUUAAUUGUCUUUAAAACUAGAUUAGUUAUUUUAGUUACUGAUCAUGAAUGUGUUUGGAUAACUGCAUUGAAGCAAACUUUAUUGAUCUGCCAAUGAAAAAUAAAGUUACAUGAAUAUGUACUGGUCAACCUCUUCUUCUCUUUAGUAUUCAGUUCUUCAUAUUAGAUCUGACAGUAUGAAUGGUUCUUAUGGUUGUAUUUAGUUCUUCAUAUUAGAUCUGACAGUAUGAAUGGUUCUGAUGGUUGUAUUCAGUUCUUCAUAUGAGAUCUGACAGUAUGAAUGGUUCUUAUGGUUGUAUUCAGUUCUUUAUAUUAGAUCUGACAGGUUGAAUGGUUCUUAUGGUUGUAUUCAGUUCUUCAUAUUAGAUUUGACAGUGUGACAGUAGGACAGAGAAGUGCUUUGACUGGGCUGAGAGGGAGCUUGACCUCCUGUAGCAGUGGGACGGCCAUGAGACCAGAGGUGGCAGAACUGAGUGCUCGGGUUGGGAUCCAGGGUUUGAGCCUGAAGGUAGAGAUGGGGCAGUUCUUCUUGCUGCACCGUAAGUAAACACCAUUGUCUUGUAGUGGAUGUGAGCUUCGACUGUAAGCCAGUGGAAUGUACGGAGGAGCAGGGUGACAUGGGGGAUCUUGGGAAGGUUAAACACCCAGACGGACUGCAGUGUUCUAGAUAAGUUCAGUGGAGACUCAUCAUUCAGGGCAGGUGAGCCACCUGUUUUGAGCCCCACAGUUUUAGCAAUAAAACAGUGAGAAAAUAAAGUAUCUGUUUGCAAAGAAUGUAAAAAAACAUUAUUGACUUGUUAAUAAAGCCGCAUACAAACAUG